AUGGAUUUCAACAGCCUUAAGGACCAGGUGUCCAACCUGACACUCUACGACCUCAAGGCCGGAGUGCGCAAAGUCCAAAAUGCGGUGAUGAACUACACAGAGAUGGAGGCCAAGGUGCGGGAGGCUACCAACAACGAACCCUGGGGAGCAUCAUCCACGCUGAUGCAAGAGAUCGCCAACGGCACCUUUAACUACCAAACCCUGAACGAGAUCAUGCCCAUGAUCUACCGUCGCUUCACCGAGAAGUCGGCCGAGGAAUGGCGACAGAUCUACAAGUCCCUCCAGCUGCUAGAGUUCCUCAUCAAGCACGGCUCAGAACGAGUCAUUGACGAUGCCCGGUCGCACCUCACCCUCCUCAAGAUGCUCCGGCAGUUCCACUUCAUCGACCAGAACGGCAAGGACCAGGGCAUCAACGUCCGCAACCGCGCCAAAGAGCUGGCCGAGCUCCUCGGCGACGUCGACCGCAUCCGGGCCGAGCGCAAAAAGGCGCGGUCGAACAAGGCCAAGUACACCGGUGUGGAGGGCGGCAUGAGCUUUGGCGGCGGCUUCUCCAGCGGCGGCGGCAGCAGCCGGUACGGUGGCUUUGGGAGCGAGUCUGCGGGUAGCGGACGCGCCGAGUAUGGCGGAUACUCGGGCGGUGUCUACGGCGACGGUGGCGGCUUCGGAGGUCAGAGCGACUACCAGGAGUCGAGCUCGAGCAGGCGCGACAAGUUUGAGGAGUAUGACGAGUUUGACGAGGGGGAGCGACCCGCGCGGACCCCGGAAUCAUCACGGGCGGGUACCCGACGCACGACUGGGGGCACGCCGGCCAAGAAGCCCGAGCCUAAGAAGAAGGAGCCCGAGGUCGACCUGUUCUCGUUCGACGAGCCUGCACAGACCUCUGCCGCGCCGGUGGCUGCGGCGCCCGCUCCCGCGAGCAGUUCCGGCCUGGCAGCACUCUCCGCGCCAGCCGACGACGACGACUUUGACGACUUCCAGUCCCCCACGCCCGAGCCCGCAGCUCCUACAGGAGGCUUCGCCAAGCCCCUGUCUCCGCCCGUGGCGACGAGCAACGCGUCCGGGGCCCAGUUUGCGGCGCCCCAGCCGCUGUCGGCUCCCAAGCAGGCCAACCUUAGCGACAUGGUCGGCAUGUCGUCCAUCUCCCCCACGUCGAGCACCGCGGCCACCCCCGGCGCCAACUAUUCCUCCCUCAGCUCCCCGCUGGCCACCGGCGGCUCGACUCUCUCGGCGCAGGCGGCCAAGCCCACGGGAUACCAGGCCAGCGGGCCCAACUACUUCCAGUCCGUGCAGGCCGGCCAGUCGCAGCCGUCUGCUGCUGCCUCCACGCCGGGCAUGGGCAUGGGCAUGGGUGCUACGAAACCCGCGGCGGCUGCUGCUCCCGGUAGCGGCGCGGCCAAGCCUGCUGCUGGCGGUGACGCCUUCGGCGCGCUGUGGUCCAAGGCCAGCGGGACGAAGAAGGCGACCUCCUCGGGCGCUGGUCCCGCCAUGGGCCAGCUCGCCAAGGAGAAGAGCGCGGCCGGGAUCUGGGGCGCGCCCUCCUCGUCCACGUCGUCCACGCCGAUGCAGAGCAGUAAGCCGCAGCAGUCGACUGGCGGCGGUUCCCUGGAUGAUCUGCUGGGCUAG
This is a messenger RNA of Thyridium curvatum, 1623 nucleotides long. RefSeq lists its product as uncharacterized. The record is from RefSeq and is a predicted model, not a curated record. Gene Ontology annotation, molecular function: clathrin binding; phospholipid binding. The transcript has 4 exons. NCBI's taxonomy places the organism in Eukaryota, Fungi, Ascomycota, Sordariomycetes, Thyridiales, Thyridiaceae. Gene Ontology annotation, biological process: endocytosis; Golgi to endosome transport. Gene Ontology annotation, cellular component: endosome; plasma membrane; clathrin vesicle coat. Bases 1 to 1623 code for a protein of 540 amino acids.